CACGCGCCGCACAGAGAUCUGUUUCGCGCUUCUAUAUAACAGGAUCGCACUGAUUUGCUCCAAUGGAAUACUCCACGUUGCUCCUGAUAUUGACGGCUUCGUUUUGCCUGCUUUCUCUGCCGUCCAGUGCUCUCAAAUGCUGGCAGAAUUCUGACUCCACUGCUGAGAUAGACUGGUCCAUCAAAGAAUGCAACACAUCCAACAACGAAACUGCCUGCCUGGCACAGUAUCGUCUGUACAAUGGAUGCCCACUGCCUUCCUUUUACGGCUGUCACACACCCAAGAUGAGGAGCAUCUAUUCCUGCAACCCAACCGAAGGACAGGACUCUGACUAUAGCUGCAGCUGUUCCAGCGAUCUCUGCAACUACUUUGUCCCUCACACCCCGGACCCCAUCCCACCUGUAGUUCUUUCAGAGGUCUGUGCGGCUAAAGGUUGCUCCCAAAACUGCAUUGAGCACAAGGGGAUAGCCAAAUGCUACUGUAAUGGAGGAUACACUCUAGAUGCAGACGGCAUUGCCUGCAAUGAUCUCGAUGAGUGUGCAUAUAACAAUGGAGGAUGUGAGGGAACCUGCGUGAAUCAUAUGGAAGGAUACUACUGUUCCUGCCCCAAUAACCAGAGGCUGAAGGACGGCUAUCGUUGUGAAAACUACAAUGGACUCAUAUGUGCAAGUCAGACCUGCAACAACACAGGGUGCCAACAAAAGGGUGUUAGUUACUGUGGUGAAACAACAGGCCGCUCACAAUAUUGCCAGGUUAGAAGAAAAUGUAUUCCCCAGCCCAUUGUAUAUAUAUACAUUGGGUGGAUUGUUACACCACUGCACUCUUACGUGACUCCACUGACAAUAAUUUGCUGUAUAACUGAGGGUAAAGUAGUUAGCCCACCUGAACCGUGUCUACUGAUGCCCAAUGAGGCAAUUUUAUAGCCCCUGCACUGAUCAAAUUCACAUUUAGGAAUUUGUGACAUUGGACAUAACUUCCUCCAUUCCUCACUUACAGGCCACCUACAAGCACAGUAAGGAUAAUGGGUACCAAGUGAGGCUGCUGAGCUGUUUUUCUGGUGAUUUAGUAUGCGAAAGAGGUAAACAACAAGGAGUAUAAGUAAAGAUCCUACUUAUCAAGAUAAUUAUUGUUUUUACUCUGCCAUUAUGUAGACAGCUGCACUCUUCGCCGAAUCAACCCACUACUAGAUGUGUACUACUGCUGUUGUUCGGGGAACAUGUGCAAUGACAACGUUCAGUUUCCAACUUAAACCCUGGAGUGUUGACAGCUCACCCACAUCUCUGGUCAUUCAAUUUCAGCUGCAAAACUUUAUAGCUACACAUUUUUCUACAUGUUCUUGUGAUAUUAUAUGUUCCAAUUUGCAGUAGUUUAGGAAAAGGUUUGUGCUGCAGGCUUUGUCAAGACCGAUACGAAUUAUUUCCAGCUGCAUGUUCAACCACAGGUCAUUCAGCUAAUCACAUGAGAUAUGGAAGGAAAGUGGGUAAUUACAGUGCUAAUGUCAACAUUUAUUUUCCCACACAAAGUUUCGAGAGAAGAGACGCCAGUUCUGCAACCGAAUCACAGAGAGUAAUGUGAAAGAGCCUGCAAUUAUAAACCACCAAUUAGUCGCAUUACGAUAACGAAUGAUAGGAACAGGAAACAUGAUAUGGUAGUAGUGUAAAGGUUGAUGUCUGUGGUAACAUGUCGGGCCUGUCUGGCGAAUUUUGGAAGAUGCAUAACACCUGCUCCGAGCCUCCGACUCCACUCAUAAUUCAAAAUUCCGUGCUAGUUGUUUUCAUCAAAGAAUCGUUACUUUUUCGAAGCGAGUCUAAGGUAUCUAGAGCGUGCGUAGGACAAGACAGCAAAGGCCAGUCUAGUGAUAAUGAAUUUCGGGGUCAAAUUGGUGAGAGAGCAGACAAUGGCGUGAGGUAGACAGCCAUAAGUGGUUCCCUGGAUUCCAAUGGUACCGACAGC
This is a messenger RNA of Geodia barretti, 1953 nucleotides long. The record is from the annotation of a GenBank genome assembly. NCBI's taxonomy places the organism in Eukaryota, Metazoa, Porifera, Demospongiae, Tetractinellida, Geodiidae.